Messenger RNA from Stegodyphus dumicola, 1295 nucleotides. Its product is annotated as putative polypeptide N-acetylgalactosaminyltransferase 10. Gene Ontology annotation, molecular function: polypeptide N-acetylgalactosaminyltransferase activity. Gene Ontology annotation, biological process: protein O-linked glycosylation. NCBI's taxonomy places the organism in Eukaryota, Metazoa, Arthropoda, Arachnida, Araneae, Eresidae. Gene Ontology annotation, cellular component: Golgi apparatus. The record is from RefSeq and is a predicted model, not a curated record.
GCAAUACUCCACGAGCAUCACUCCGGAGACAGCCGAUGAUCCGAUUUGAGGCAUCCGAUUUGACUUCUCUAUGAGGCUCAUGUAAUUACUUUCGGUAGAACGUUCUUGCAUUUCUGAAUUAAAAAGCUAACAGAAGUUUUAAUUAGAAAGCAAUUCUAUGAGAAAGUUCUGAGUGUUCAGAAAAAGACUAAUUACAUCUGAAUUAGAUCAUUAGAAAAUAUCAGUGUGGAUCAGCUAAGAACUUAUUUAAACCUGGAUGGAAUGAAUGCGUACAGAUGAAGAGUCAUUGCACUAAAAUUCAAGUUCUAUGUUUCGAAAAAUAAUUUCUUAUGACUGACAUUUGACGAAUUUUUUCCGGUAAAGAGUUUCCAGAACAUAGAAAAUCCCGUUUUCCCAUAUUUCCUGAGAUGUGCUCCGACAUUUGCGAGUUCCUAAAUACCGCAGUAAAGGUAAAUGACUCCCUUGAAUAGAAACAUUAGAUUCUUUUCACUACUAAGCGAACUUUUCCUAAUAUGAAACCCCAAGAAACUGAAGAAUAAAUGAAAAGAAGCCUUGCGCCAAAUUGCUCCCCGUUCCCUACAAAAAUCUCAUGACAAGGCUACGAAUACUCGACGGAAAAGCACUUGGUAUUUGGUGAGGUCGAUUAAUGAGAUCUCGUCCGCCUCCGAAAUAUGGUAAUAUCAAUAACUGGAACGUUGUGACCUCCUCUAUCUAGCAUAAUGGUUCGUCGUAAAAGAAAGAGACUUUGUAGACUUAUUUUGACAAUUUGCGUUACAGUAUUUUGUGUCGGAGUACUACUUAAGGCUGCAGUGACAACAUUUGAGAUUCGACCUUUUAUUAUGGUCGACGGCAGACAUUCACCGGGGAGUGGUUCAGUCUUAUCCAGCAUGUCUGCAUAUCACCAUAAAAAGACGCCAGAAAAGAAGUCUUGGUUCAAAGCACAAAACGUUGUUAUUCCACAUGGACCUGGAGAAGAAGGAUCUGCCUUCUUCUUGCCUCCUGAACUGGAGCAUACCAAAGAUGAACUCUACAAAACGAAUGGCUUCAAUGCACUAGUCAGUGAUUUCAUUUCAUUGAACAGAAGUCUGCCAGACAUUAGACAUCCUAGUUGCAAAGUCAAGGAGUACUUAUCAACAUUGCCAAAAGUAAGCUUAGUGAUUCCUUUCCAUAAUGAACACUGGACCACUCUGCUGAGAACAGUGACGAGCGUAAUCAGGAGAUCACCUCCGGAGCUCAUCCAAGAAAUUAUUCUGGUUGAUGAUUAUAGUUCAAAAGAGCCAGAUGAUACUGCUUGA